Messenger RNA from Lathyrus oleraceus (garden pea), 1422 nucleotides. RefSeq lists its product as uncharacterized. The record is from RefSeq and is a predicted model, not a curated record. NCBI's taxonomy places the organism in Eukaryota, Viridiplantae, Streptophyta, Magnoliopsida, Fabales, Fabaceae. The coding region runs from base 1 to 1422 and encodes 473 amino acids. The transcript has 4 exons.
AUGAACCCUGAACUAGUUAUCCUUAUAGAAUCUAGAGUUAAGCCUCAUAAUGUUAUUAAGUUCAAGAAUAAAUUUGUUAAGAAGUGGAAUGUUAUUGAUAACUAUUUCAAACACAAUAAUGGUAGAAUUUGGAUCUUAUGGGAUGAGACUAUGGUCAAGGUAAUCAACCAUGAGAGUUCUUCUCAAUUCAUUCAUUAUAGCAUCUACCACCCUAAUGGUGAUAUGAAAACUUGGUUAACUUUUAUAUAUGUUAUAAACACCCUAGACCAAAGGAAGAAGCUUUGGAAGGAUAUUGAAAGUAUACAUGCUGGUAUCAUAGGUCCUUGGUGCCUCAUGGGAGAUUAUAAUAAUGUUCUUAAGGCCCAAGACAGAAUAGGUCGCAUCUUGGUUAAUGAGAAUAAGUACAAAGAUCUUGUGGACAUGAUUGAACAAACUGGCCUAUAUGAGAAAGAGAGCAUCACUCGACAGCUGGAAAAAGCUAGAGAAGAUCUUUAUGUAGCACAGACUAACCUCCUUCAAGAUAGAAUGAACAUUCAGCUAAUUGAUAGAGUGAAAGAUUGCACCAAUGAGGUUCUUAGUCUAAACAAUGUCGAGGAGCAGAUGUUAAAGAAAAAAUCCAAAGUGGAGUGGCUUAGACUUGGGGAUGGAAACAAUGCCCACUUUUAUGCUUCUUUGAAGUCCAAAAGGAAACAAACUCAAAUUGCCAACUUAAAAGAUGAAGCAGUUGCUAUGAGAGGAGGCCCUCAAUUAUCAUUUGAGCAGAGGGACUCUUUAAUAGCCUUUAUCAUAGAAAAAGAAAGUUUUACUAGUCUAAAAGGCAUUAAGGAUAUGUCUGCUCCUAGUAUUGAUGGAUUCAGUGUUAAGUUCUUCAAAAGCACGUGGGACAACACCAAACAUGACACCAUCAAUGCAUUUAAGGAGUUCUUUGAAAGGAACAAAACAUAUAUGACCAUCAACUGCACAUUAGUCACUCUCAUUCAUAAUACACCCAUAACUAACAUGGUUAAAGACUAUAGACUUAUCUCUUGUUGUAUAGUCUUUUAUAAGAUUAUCUCUAGAAUCAUGGCAGCUGGAUUAGGUGACCAAAAGUCGAUGGAGAUGGUGAUGCAUGCCUUUGAUGAGUUCUCCAAAGCCACAGGCCUCACUGUUAAUCCUUCCAAGUGUGAGGUGUUUUUUGGGAAUAUUGAGAAUAAGGAGAAGCAGGAAAUUCAGGAAACUACCAACUUCAUAGAGGGUAACCUUCAUUUCAAGUAUCUUGGUAUACCUCUGACUAGUAGAAAGCUCACUAUUAAUUACUAUAUGCCCAUGAUUGAGAAAAUUGUGGCUAGAAUCAACCAUUGGAGCUCGAGAUUGUUGUCUUUUGCAGGUAGAACUCAGUUUAUCAAAAGUGUGUUAUUUGCUUUGAUAAAUUAUUGGCUGUAG